AUUGUGGUCACUUUCUUUGCUGCUAUUUUGAUUUUGUUUACUUUUUACUUUUAUCCAUGAUGAAUGAUUGCCAUUAAUCGUGCUUUUAUCUUCAAUUUGCAUCAGUUUCACUAGUUUCAGUUUACAAUUUUUACGUCGUAAAAUCAUAGUUCGAUCCAAUUCGAUCUCACAACAUAACUGUGAUUUUAUUACACUUUUUUAUAUAUUCGUAAUACCAGAACUGUGAAAUACAUACUGUUGUACUUAUGAAGUAUUAUCUUCAUACAACGUACAUACAAUUAACAAUAAUAUGUAAAAUCGAGUAUAUCCUGUAAGAGUCAUAGAUAAAUUAAUAUAUGUAGUAAGAGUAGUUAGUACUUUGAGGAAAUAAAAAAAUGUCACUGAAAUGUUGAACUGCAAAAUGUAGGAAGAAUCGAAUCGCCAAGGUUCCAGAGAAAAGCAAGAAAUGGCUUGAUGCAAUAAAGAGCCACUUGAAUCAGGUGCAAAAAUAAUAUUUACGUGUGUACGAAAAGCAUUUUACUUAUGAUGAAGUCUAAAAAGAAUACUGUACAACUUUGAAAGACAGCUCAGUUCAUACAAUGCUGUACAGAUCACCAGUGCUAAGAGGCACUGUAAUUCCUUCUCUUUUUGAUGCUCCGGAAUACCCCGAGUUACAUGAAGUAGAUGAAAGUUCACAGGAGGUAUGUAAGAAUGGUCUGGAUUAAAUGUAAAAUAUAUAUAAACCAUGGUUUAUGGAUUGUCAAUGACCAUGCACAUACUGAGGAAGAUUCACAGGAGAAUACAGCUAAUACUAUUCCCUACAGGAAUGUGGAUUGCGACAAACUAAUUACAAUGGAAAAAAAAAAUUGCGCUGAACUCACAAAUGUAGCAUUUAAAAAUGAAAUAUCCGAAACUAAAGAAGGUUUAGAAAUACCGUUUAUAUCCAUAAAAGAAGAGCCUUCGGAAGAUGAUAAUACUGAAACAUGCCCAGAACCAUUUUUCAUUGAUAUACAUGAUCCAAAAUUUUCAAAUGAAUUAAAUGUCUUAAAUAUUGAUUCAAUAAAACUUGAAAAAGAUACGUUAGAUGAUAACUUAAUUAAAUGUGAAAGAUUAUCAAAUGAUAAUGAUUUCAAUAGUAAACAAGAAAAAGAUUUAACUGAAAAAGUGAAAGUUUAUGAAGAUACCAAAAAUAAAGAAAAAUUAUUAAAAAGACAGAUAACAUGUCCAGUCUGCUUCAAAGUAUUAAAAUCAGAAUUAAAAAGGCAUUUGCAAGUGGUACAUUCAAGAGAAAAAAAGUACUCUUGUAAAAUUUGUUUUAAAUGUUUUGCUGAUAAUUCCAAUUUAAAAAAUCAUUUGAAAAUACACAGUGGUAUAAAAGACCAUGUUUGUCCAGAAUGUGGAAAGAGAUUUUAUACAAAUACUCACCUAAAAAUCCAUUCAGUGGUUCACACUGGAGAGAGAAAUUACAAAUGCGAUCUAUGUGAAAAAUCUUUUGCAAAUAAGUCUCAUUUAAAUGCUCACCUAAAAGUACACACUGGUGAAAAAAAUCAUUCAUGUAGUAUAUGCCCUAAAAGUUUUCCAGAUAAUUCUCAAUUAAAGAAACACUUUGCAACGCAUACAGGAGAAAAAAGCUACAAAUGUCAUUUGUGUCCGAAAGCAUUUUCCCAAAACACCAGUUUAAAGAGGCAUGUCAUGACUCAUACUGGGGGCGAAGAAAGAAAAUAUCUCUGUAACUUGUGCUCGAAGACUUUUAUACGAAAUUGUGAUUUAAAACGACACUUGAUUAGUCAUACAGGCGAAAAAAAAUUUGAAUGCCAUAUGUGUAAAAAGGAUUUCAUGACUAAAAGUCAUGUGAAAAUUCAUAUGCGAAUACACACAGGGGAAAAACAAUUUGUGUGCAACUUUUGUGAUAAAGCUUUUACUCAAAAAACUCAUUUACAAAUUCAUUUGAAAAGAAAACAUAGUGAUGAAACAAAUAGUGACGAAAGUGAUGAUGAAAUGUUUAGUAGAUUGGCUAGUUUUGAAUAAUAAAAUAAAUUUUUGUAAUAUAUUAAAGGACCCCGCGUACUUUUCUUAUGUAAAAUUGCGACCGGUCAAAUUUUCUGAAACUGUGGUAUGUUGUUGUACUCAACUUAAGGCAUUUCUUUAUAAGCUUACCAGAACAUACUUCUGUAACCAGAGUAUUUCUUUAUAACGUUUGGUUACUCUGCUUUGGUUACAUGUUACCAAAGCAUAUGUAGCUACAUAUAACGAGGCAUUUAUUUAUAAGCUUACUAGAACAUACUAUAAUAAAAAAUAACAAAAUCAAAACAUCCUAAAAUUUCUAAAAUUCAAAUUCCGUUUAGAAAUCCCCAAACUAAAAUUAAAUUUGACAUAUGACAUUCAAUAAUAGGGAAACCAUGGUAUGCGUAAUGUCACCACAGUAACCACAAUACUGUAACCAAGUAUGUUGUAGUAAGCUUAUAAAGAAAUGCCUUUUGUAACCAAAAGUGUCAAUCAGGCCCAACUCAAUCCUAUGAAUAGUUGAAAAAUGCCCAGUUUUUGGAAUUUUUAUUUUGAAACUUAUGAGCUAGAUUGAAUUUAUGUUGCAUAAACACGUUUACUACAUGUUUUAGUAAUACAUAAGUAUAUACGUCCUAUUAAAAAUAUUUUUAAUUACAGGGUUAUUCACAAAUGUAUGAUGGUAGUUUUUUGCAAAAACUCACUAAUUCUGCUGUGACGUCAAGGAAACAUAUUUUCUAAAAGUACUACUCAAUAUAGUAUUUUGGUGACAAAAUAUUACAGUAUACAUUUAUUAUACAAGGUGUUUUAUAGAGAGAACCACGACAUAUAAUUAUAUUUUUUGAGGUAUAACUUAAAAUCCUGUAAUUAUGGAUUGAUUUUUUGGGAAAGGUAAUACCAUUUAAAUAUGUGUACCUCUAAGCUUCAAAAUAUCCAGGGUGAUUUAUUUUUUUGGAAGGUAUUUGUUAGAAAUACCUGUAACAUAAGUAUCAGAAUCGGGGGAAUGAUUCAAGGCCGCCCCUGUUGAAUUUAUUUAAGAAUCAAUUCAGGACAAGGUUGGCAAAUCCAAUAAAAUAAAAAUAACUAAUGCGUUUAUUAUCCAACAGAAAUGCACGAAUUCAAAAUCGAUAAUAAUGAUUAAGCAAAAGGGAGAUAGUUGGUAAUAUGUGUGCGCGAAAUGAAUGCGCGAGCCGUAACGGUUUUUGGACUCGUCUCAACCUUUAUAAAAGACAUCGUUUAUCGGUCUUCACCGUUGAUAUUAUUAACGACGGCUAUCAUUGAUGAACGACAAUUUUAUAACUAUAUUUGUCUAUUUUCAACGACAAUCGUUGUCUACUGAAUAAGAAAAGUCGUCUGUGAACGAUUAUCGUCUAUUAACGACGUCGUUUAGAGUUACUGAAUAGGCCCCUUAAUUUUAAAAUUACAUUUUUACAUUAACAAUGUCAUUUUAAUCUCCGUUUAACACAACAGUGGAAUCGGUCCUUAUACAGCCUUUAAGGGGCCUAUUAAAUAACGACAUCGUUAAUAGACGAUAAUCGUUCACAGACGACUUUUCUUAUUCAGUAGACAACGAUAGCCACAGAGCUGUCGUUAAUAAUAUGAAGUGUCGUUAUAGUAUUUUUUCCAUUCCCUCUCAUUUUUCAUUGUAAACCAGGAUGUGUUCUAAAUAAUAAAAGCACUUUUUUAUAAAGUUUACAACUAAAUUGCCAUCUACCUAAUAGGUACAGCAAGUACAAUUUGUAAGGAAUUUUUUUUCUAAUUUAUUUAUUUUAAAAAUAAAUCUGAUUCAAAGUUCGGAUUGCCCAUUCGACCAUUUACUAUUUGAUUCUUAUUAACAGUGCUGUUGCUAAAGUAGGGGGUGCGAAACAGUAACAAAACCUAUAUUAUGGAAGUUACCUAUAUUAUAAUAAUACUUCAUAACCUACACAGAAAACAAAGCUACUGGCCGGAGUUGUCAAAGCCGAUGACAUCAACAGAAAAGAUAAUCAGGAAGCAGGAUUGAUAUAGUAUCAAAUUUGGUUUCUGUCUUUCAAAUCCAAUAAAUACAACUUGUACUGUUCUCGAGUUGUUUUUUGUAUUCUUUUAGAAUAGUUCUUAGUUUUUUUAAUAUAUCCAUACUCAUUUAAAUAAACCCUACAUACAAUACGACUAGCAAAAAUGGCCUGCGAGAAACAGAAUUCCUACGA
Psylliodes chrysocephalus is the source of this 4166-nucleotide messenger RNA. NCBI's taxonomy places the organism in Eukaryota, Metazoa, Arthropoda, Insecta, Coleoptera, Chrysomelidae. The record is from the annotation of a GenBank genome assembly.